CAUAAUGAACCAAGUUUUCAGUCAAGGUGGUCUUCCUGAACACAACUGAGACACUCAGUUGAUGAGCCAUAUUGGUGUUCUGACUGAAAGGCUUUACUACAGAUCACUGGAGGAUUCACACAGGACACAAGCCAUAUUAGUAUUCUAAAUGUCAUAAAUGUUUUAGAUCCUCUUCAACAUUUAUCCAGAUUUUCAGUGUUCUUGAAGUGACAAAGCCUUUAGAAUAAAGUCAGAUAAUAUCAGAUACAGGAUGGUUGGCACUGGAGAGAAGCCAUUUUCAUGUUCUCAUUGCAGAAGAACUUUUAGAAGAGAGCACAGUCUUAUCAGACACCAGCAAGUCCACAAAGGAGAGAAGUCAUUUCAAUGCUCUGAAUGCAGCAAAGUUUUUCCAUGGAAAGUAAAACUUAUCAAACACCAGAUGACUCACACUGAAGAGAAGCCAUAUCAAUGUUCUGAGUGUGACAAAGCUUUUAGACUGGAGAAGCGUCUUACCAAACACCAGAAAAUUCACACUGGAGAGAAACCAUAUCAGUGUUCUGAAUGUGACAAAGCUUUUUCAUCAAAGUCAAAUUUUAUCAGACACCAGAGGAUUCACACUGGAGAGAAACCAUAUCAGUGUUCUGAAUGUGACAAAGCUUUUAUACAUAAGAUAAGCCUUAUCAGACACCAGAGGGUUCACAGUGGAGAGAAGCCAUAUCAGUGUUCUGAAUGUGGCAAAGCUUUUAUACAUAAGAUAAGCCUUAUCAGACACCAGAGGGUUCACAGUGGAGAGAAGCCAUAUCAGUGUUCUGAAUGUGGCAAAGCUUUUAUACAUAAGAUAAGCCUUAUCAGACACCAGAGGGUUCACAGUGGAGAGAAGCCAUAUCAGUGUUCUGAAUGUGGCAAAGCUUUUAUACGUAAGAUAAGCCUUAUCAUACACAAGAUGAUUCACACUGGAGAGAAGCCAUAUGAAUGUUCUGAAUGUGACAAAGCUUUUAUACAUAAGACAAGCCUUAUCAGACACCAGAGGGUUCACAGUGGAGAGAAGCCAUAUCAGUGUUCUGAAUGUGGCAAAGCUUUUUUACAUAAGAUAAGCCUUAUCAGACACCAGAGUGGAGAGAGGCCAUAUCAGUGUUCUGAAUGUGACAAAGCUUUUACAUCUAAGUCAUAUCUUAUCAUCCACCAGAUGAAGCACACCGGAGAGAGGCCAUAUCAGUGUUCUGAAUGUGACAAAGCUUUUACAGUGAAGAACAGUCUUAUCAUACACAAGAUGAUUCACACUGGAGAGAAGCCAUAUGCAUGUUCUGAAUGUGACAAAGCUUUUAAAACCAAAAGAGAUCUUGUUGUACACCAGAGGGUUCACACUGGAGAGAAGCCAUUUCAGUGUUCUGAAUGUGACAAAGCUUUUACAUCAAAGUCAUAUCUUAUCAUCCACCAUAUGAAGCACACCGGAGAGAGGCCAUAUCAGUGUUCUGAAUGUGACAAAGCUUAUACAGUGAAGGACAGUCUUAUCAAACACAAUAUGAUUCACACUGGAGAGAAGCCAUAUGAAUGUUCUGAAUGUGACAAAGCUUUUAAAACCAAAAUAGAGCUUAUCAUACACCAGAGGAUUCACACUGGAGAGAAACCAUAUCAGUGUUCUAAAUGUGACCAAGCUUUUACAGUAAAGUCAAGCUUUAUCAGGCACCAGAAGAGCCACACUGGAGAAAAAACAUACCAGUGUUCUGAAUGUGACAGAGCUUUUACAUCAAAGUCAUAUCUUAUCAUCCACCAGAUGAAGCACACUGGAGAGAAGCCAUAUCAGUGUUCUGAAUGUGACAAAACUUUUACAUCAAAGUCAUAUCUUAUCGGCCACUAGAUGAUUCACGCUGAAGAGAAGACAUUCCAAUGUUCUGAAUGUCACAAAGUAUUUGCAUCAAAGUCAAAUCUCAUCACACACAUGGGAGAUUCACAUUUGAGAGAAGCCAUAUCAGUGUUUUGAAUAAGACAAAGCAUUAGAGUGAAGUCAAACCUUAUUACAUACCAGAAGAUUCACAGUGGCGAGAAGCCAUAUCAGUGUUCUGAAUGUGAUAAAGCUUUUACAUUGAAUUCAGAUCUCAUCUCACACCAGAGGGUUCACACUGGGGAGAAGCAAUUUCAGUGUUCUCAAAGUUGUAAAGAUUUUAGAGUAAAAUCACAUCUUAUCAAACACCAAAGGAUUCACAGCCUUCAGCUCUGGUGGAGGGGGGAUGUUAACAGGUAGCAUCUAAGCUGUUAUGAAAAAGCUUGUGGGUGUCUCUUCAGUUUCAUCUCUUACAUCAUGCCACAAGUUAGUAUGAACGUAAAAAAGGUAGAUUGCUACUUUAAAAAAAAAAUUAAAUUAAAAUGAAAUGGACAAAUUAA
Rana temporaria (common frog) is the source of this 2361-nucleotide messenger RNA. RefSeq names its product zinc finger protein 84-like. The coding region runs from base 251 to 1837 and encodes 528 amino acids. Lineage: Eukaryota; Metazoa; Chordata; Amphibia; Anura; Ranidae. The record is from RefSeq and is a predicted model, not a curated record. The transcript has a single exon.